AAACCCUUACACAAGUCACCUCACAGUCCUGCCCCAUUAUGUCUGUGACAGUCUUGCCAUUGGUAUCAUGAAAAUCGAGCCGACUAGUGUCAAUGACUUCCGCGCUACUUCUCUCCGUCAGGCCGACCCUGCUAUAUCCCGGCAUAUUCCUACAAGAUGGACCAUAACACAGCUUUGCUGGACCACAUACUUCUGGUUAGAAAGGGUCAGUCCACCGUGGCCACCUUCCAGCAGCGCCAACGCCAUUCAUCAGGCUCGCUCUCCAGGCCACAUCGUCAAUCCCACACUCUCCCGGCCCGGGGCCCCGGUACCGGUUCAGUUCCGCCCCCAGUGGACGAUGACUCAACAGAGAUCAUCAAGCAACCCGAAGCUCGCCCCAUGUUCCAGGAGCAGCUGGUGGCUGAAGUCAAAGACAUUUACGCCGGCCUGGUCAUGGUCGAGAGAAAAUGUAUCGAAGUGAACAACAACCAGAGUUCACAAACCGACCCGGCCAACAACUACUUAGAUAGGAUACUAAACGUUGAUAGGUCUCGUCCGAAAAUGUGUACCCAGCUCUGGUAUCAAUAUUCCACAUGCGGUCAUAUAGUAUUUCAAGAAUGGGAGGAGUGUGACGAGCAUGGCCUGGACCAGUGUUCCAACAACUCGACUCGCACAGAGGUGCAGAGCGGCAAGUGUCCAGAAUGUGCGUACCCCACUCCCGACUCAAUGUUGGACAGCCGUGUUGGGGAUUGGCUGGGAAUCCCUUCUUAGUUUAGCAUUGUGCCCCGCUGAGUUUCCAGGCUGCCACUGCACUGUCCGCGCUGAAAUCCGACCCCUUACAGGCGCC
Molecule: messenger RNA, 826 nt
Organism: Chaetomium strumarium
Lineage: Eukaryota; Fungi; Ascomycota; Sordariomycetes; Sordariales; Chaetomiaceae
Exons: 1
Coding region: 157-750 (197 amino acids)
Source: RefSeq, a predicted model, not a curated record